Molecule: messenger RNA, 395 nt
Organism: Notothenia coriiceps (black rockcod)
Lineage: Eukaryota; Metazoa; Chordata; Actinopteri; Perciformes; Nototheniidae
Gene: tsn
Product: translin
Exons: 3
Molecular function (GO): sequence-specific DNA binding
Source: RefSeq, a predicted model, not a curated record
UGGGAUACCUUUGCUAUAUUGGAAGAGGACAUUCAGUGUUUUCCCAAAGACUUGUUAACGUUGAUUUCCUCCCGUUAGUUCCCAUUAAAUGUGCGAGGGCCCGGGAGUUGUUCUGCACGGUCCGGACCACAAUUGCCGACCUCAAAACCAAAUUUCCUAUGGAGCAGUACUACAGGUUCCAUGAGCACUGGCGGUUUGUCCUGCAGCGUUUGGUCUUCCUGGCGACCUUCGUCGUCUACCUGGAGACGGAGGCUCUUGUGAUCCGGGAGGAAGUGGCUAAGAUCCUCGGCAUUGAGGUGGUGCGAGAGAAAGGCUUCCACCUGGACGUGGAGGACUACCUGGCAGGAGUGCUGAUCAUGGCCAGUGAACUGGUGAGUGUGAUGUUGAUCUCUAAU